CUCUUCCCAGUCUCCUCGGAAACCGCAGCGGAGCGCCGAGGCGCUGCAACGCCGCUCGACGUGAGCUAUGAACACUGAAAUGCACACGGUCGGCUCUCGAUGCGUUCCGAAAGAGAAACAAGGCGAACUAUGUUUACCUAUGAUGCCUUUCACUAACCGUAAAGACACAACGCCUCGAGUUUCGGAGACCUUGUAAAGCAGCGCUCCAGAACAGCCCGACGGCCUCUACCCGGACGCAGAGCGAGGGACCGGGCCCAGCGGGGUGAGAGCUCUCCCCCAGCAUGGCCUCCAGUACAUUCCCCAUGGGACCAAUGGACCGGAGCGGUAGCUUCUUCAAGCUGAUCGACGCCUUCGCGUCGGAGAUCGGGGAGCUGAAGCAGGAGAUGGUCCGGACGCCCUCGCGGAAGAGGAGAAGCCGCCGGUUGCAUUCCAAGGGGCUGGAGGGUGAGGUAAGCGGGCUGUACCUGCAGUCCCGCCACUGCAGCCACCGUGCGGGCGGUGAGAGGGAUUCUGGGUAUGACUCGCUGGGCAGGAGGAUGAGUGUGCUGGCCCGGCUGACCCAGACGCACCCCGUGUGGCUACUGCUUGCCCUGGGGGAGGAGGAGGCCAGACGCAUUCUGCUCAGACAGCCAGCCGGGGUGUUCCUGGUGACGAGGUCCGCCGCCCUCCAGAGGAAGGUCCUCAGUGUACGACUGGAGGACGAGGGCUCCUCUCCGUGUAUCCAGGACUUCCCCGUCAAGGAGAGCCAGUACACCUUUUCCCUGGAACACUCUGGGAUCAGCUUUGCAGACCUGUUCCGUCUGGUGGCUUUCUACUGUGUCAGCAGGUAACGGAUAUAAGUUAAAUCUCUCUCUCUCUCUACCUC
This is a messenger RNA of Gadus macrocephalus (Pacific cod), 865 nucleotides long. RefSeq names its product ras and Rab interactor 2-like. The record is from RefSeq and is a predicted model, not a curated record. Bases 282 to 830 code for a protein of 182 amino acids. The transcript is spliced from 6 exons. Lineage: Eukaryota; Metazoa; Chordata; Actinopteri; Gadiformes; Gadidae.